Oncorhynchus gorbuscha (pink salmon) is the source of this 845-nucleotide messenger RNA. RefSeq names its product profilin 1 (gene pfn1). Gene Ontology annotation, cellular component: cytoplasm. The transcript is spliced from 4 exons. Gene Ontology annotation, biological process: positive regulation of actin filament bundle assembly; actin cytoskeleton organization; regulation of actin filament polymerization. The record is from RefSeq and is a predicted model, not a curated record. NCBI's taxonomy places the organism in Eukaryota, Metazoa, Chordata, Actinopteri, Salmoniformes, Salmonidae. Gene Ontology annotation, molecular function: actin binding. The coding region runs from base 194 to 625 and encodes 143 amino acids.
CUCUACACAACAGAAUGAAACGUUGAGUGAACUGAACGCAGCCCGGAUUUUCUCUGCCUGAAUGAGGAAGUCCGGAGGAGUGGGCGCGACACCGUAUAUAAUCGCGCGCCUGCUCUUCCUCCUGCUUCACUCCCCGGUCCCUGCGAGCCGCUCAGUCUAUAGGUAUUUAUAGUCAAAUCAGUGCUGUAGAACCAUGGCGUGGGAUGGCUAUAUAACCAACCUGAUGUCGGGAACACCUCCCUUUGUGCAAGAGGCAGCGAUCUGUGGUUCUGAAGUGGGGAAGGAGUCGGUCUGGGCCUCAACACCUGGAGGUCAACUGGCUAAUGUGACGGUUGCAGAGAUCAAGGCCAUGAUGUCAUUGGAUCGUUCUCCUCUCUUCGCCAGCGGUCUUCAUCUCGGUGGGAACAAGUGUACUGUCCUGAGAGAUAAUCUCCACUCUGACGAGGACAACACUAUAGAUGUUAAGAUGAGGCCCACUGCUACUGAUCCCCAAUCCUACAGCAUCACCAUCGCAAAGACUCUAAAGAGUCUGAUCAUUGUUAAAGGGAUGAAGGACAUUCCUGGAGGAAAGAUCAACAUAAAGGCCUCCGACAUGAAGCAAUACCUGAGGACGAAGGGCUACUAACGCUUGACCCCUGACCCUGACACUCCCCUUAGAUGCUGGUCUUGGUUCAGUUUAGCAUUCCCCCACUAAUGGUUAAGGUUAGGGACUGUUAAGGUCUGUGCCUAGUGGAAAUGUCAUCCCAGCAGCCUCAGUGCCUUGUUGUUUUUGAUGAUGAUAUGCAAAUGAUCAAACAUGUGAAAUUAUCAUAGUGGCAAAUAAACAGAUUUAUUCUAAGAAAAUA